AUGGAUAAUUUUAAAAUUCUCGUGUUAGGAGACCUUGGAGUAGGAAAAAGCUCCUUUUUAAAAUUGAUAAGUGAAAGGUUUAAUGAUGUAUAUCCUAUAGAUUUCUUUGAUUAUUUUAUACAUUUAGAUGAAAAAGAAGAAGAGGAAGAAGAAAAGAAAAAAAAAGAAGAAAAGAAAAAGAAUGAUUUUGUAUGUGCAAAAGAUUUGGCUAGUAACACCACUACCAAACAUAAUGUAGAAAAUGUAGUAGAAACCAUAUUUUUCCAGGCAAAAAAAAAUUUUUUACAAUUUAUUGAACAUAAAAUGAAUACUAACAAUUUUAUAUUUGAAGAAACACAUAAAUAUACAUACGGAUUUGAAAUAUAUACUUUAUUAUGGUCCAGGAAUAAUGAGUACAAUAAUAAGUUUAAAAAAAAUAAUCCUUUAAAUAUAAUAAAAAAUAUUGAAAAGAAGUCUAUAAAAGAAAUAUAUUACCACAACAAUGAUAAUAAUAUGUGUUAUAAUAAUAGUAAUAAUAAUAAUAAUAAUACAUGUUAUAAUAAUAAUAUAUGUUAUAAUAAUAAUACAUGUUAUAAUGAUACUGUAUAUGAUUAUAAUAAUCAUACAGAUCUUAAUCUUUCCUCACACUCCAAUGAUAUAAAUAAUUUUUAUAUUAUAGAAUUCUUAGAAAUAGGAGGAAUACAAACAUACUCAUAUAUUCGUAAUAUAUUUUAUGAAAAGGUUGAUGGAAUAUUACUAGUUUACGAUUCUUCGAACAAUAAAUCUUAUCAUAAUUUAGCUAAAUGGUUGUAUGAGUUAUAUAUAAAUACAAAACCACCAUCGGAUGUUUUUUGUGGAGAAAUCAAAAAGAAAAAUUUUCUAUGGAACUUUUUUCACACACAAAAGCAAAAGAAAAAAAAACAAGAUCGCAAAAAGGAUCAAAAUAAAAAUAAAAAUAGAGAUCACAUAAAAAAUCAAGAUAAAAAACUACAUCAAGAUGGGGAACAUUUUGAAUAUGAUAAAAAUAUUUAUAAUAAAUAUAAUUAUGAUAAAGGAAAGAAUAAUACGUUUAAUCAUAAAAAUUCAUACAAAAGGAAAAAUAAUAAUAUGAACCAUGAUAAUUAUGAUAAUUAUGAUAAUUAUGAUAAUUACGAUAAUUAUGAUAAUUACGAUAAUGAAGAUGAUCAAGAUUUUUUCUCUGAUGAUUAUUCUGAUAUAGAAAAGGGUUCUUAUAAAUAUAAUGAAGAUAUAUUAAACGGGAAAAUACCCAUAGCAUGUGUUGCCACAAAAAUUGAUAAAAAAAAUGCAAAAGAAAAACCAGCUUAUGUAAAAACUCCUAGAACUUCUUAUUUUUAUAAUUUGUUUUUCCCUGAUCUUAUAAAUAAUGAUUCCGUAUAUGAUAGUUCAAAUAAUAUCAAAAUUAAAAAACAUAUUCUCAAAAAAUUAGAACAACAUAUUACUGAAGCUAUCGAAAUUAAGGCAAGUUCUAUUGAUUGUGUGGUUGACAUUGAAAGUUUUGUCACCUUCCUAAAAAAUGUUUAUAAUAAAAAAUUUAAUAUUCAGAUGUGUUAA
This is a messenger RNA of Plasmodium falciparum 3D7, 1551 nucleotides long. Its product is annotated as putative ras GTPAse. NCBI's taxonomy places the organism in Eukaryota, Apicomplexa, Aconoidasida, Haemosporida, Plasmodiidae. The record is from RefSeq and is a predicted model, not a curated record. Gene Ontology annotation, molecular function: GTPase activity; G protein activity; GTP binding.